CGAACACUACAAAUUUGUAACAAGAGAGAGAGUGAGCGAGAGAGAGAGCGAGAGGGGAAGGAAAACUGACGUGCCUAUUCUCAAAGGUUAGAGGUGAGACUGACACAGGAGUUUUCUCUCUGCAGCUUGAGAGAGAGGUACAAAACAAUACGUCUUACCUGUAAGCCAGUCAUAGAGAGAGACCAGAGAUUCACCUGGGCUGGCUAAAAGGUCAAGGAUUCAAGACUUUGACAUUGGGAAUCAAACCUGUGCAGGUUGAGGAGAGGCCAUCCAACCCUCCAGUCAGGAAGCCAGUCAGAAAGAAAACCAGGCAGCCAAGUAGCCAACCAGCCAUAUGGAAAGUCUGUCUGUGUAUCAUGGAGAUAUUGGUAAAGAGGAGGGGGAGAGAAGACUGUGUUAUUCGGGAAAAGAUGGCAGCUACCUAGUCCGUAACAGCGAUUCUGUGCCGGGAGUAUACUGCCUCUGUGUGCUGUGUACAGGGUCUGUCUACACAUACAGGAUCUUCCUUGAUGAAAGCGGUUCUUGGACGGCAGAUACUGCUCCCGGCGUGGAGAAACGAUUUUUCCGGAAAAUCAAGAACUUGAUAGCAGCCUUCCAGCACCCCGACCAAGGAAUCGUCAUGCCCCUGAUGUACCCUGUUACAGCCCAGGCGCGGGCCAAUACACACACGUACACACACUCACCCUCUGGAAACACACUGACUGCUCUCAGUAAGCCGAUCCAGACGACUGUCCAAGGACAGAAGAACAGGUCCAGUGGGAAGCAUGCUCAGAAAGCGGCACCCUAAACAGACAACAUCCCAUGACUGAAACAAGAUCUCCAGACUAGGAACGUAGUCUAAAAGGCAUUGAAAUCCCUCUGCUUUUGUUUCCUGCAUUUUUUCUGAUUAACAUUAUAAUGUAUAUCACACUUUUUGUUUAGAUUUUUACAAAAUGUCGUUUAGAGAGAAGUGUGACAUUUGUGAAUAUGUAUGUAAAACGAAAAACAACUUUUUAAAGUCAAAUUUUCUGUGAAGGAGCUGCCUACAUUAGCACAUUAUUCAUUUAAAACAUGUUUUUAUAGUUGUUUAUAGAGAACUAAAUAACAAAUAUAUGGCUUUGUUCAGGUCAUUAAAUUGUAAUUGACAA
Molecule: messenger RNA, 1127 nt
Organism: Hypomesus transpacificus
Lineage: Eukaryota; Metazoa; Chordata; Actinopteri; Osmeriformes; Osmeridae
Product: SH2 domain-containing protein 1A-like
Exons: 3
Coding region: 335-787 (150 amino acids)
Source: RefSeq, a predicted model, not a curated record